Urocitellus parryii (Arctic ground squirrel) is the source of this 1993-nucleotide messenger RNA. It is a transcript of the gene Eme1, whose product is annotated as essential meiotic structure-specific endonuclease 1. The record is from RefSeq and is a predicted model, not a curated record. Gene Ontology annotation, biological process: resolution of meiotic recombination intermediates; mitotic intra-S DNA damage checkpoint signaling; double-strand break repair. Gene Ontology annotation, cellular component: Holliday junction resolvase complex; nucleus. NCBI's taxonomy places the organism in Eukaryota, Metazoa, Chordata, Mammalia, Rodentia, Sciuridae. Gene Ontology annotation, molecular function: crossover junction DNA endonuclease activity; DNA binding.
UGCCAGUUGAAAGAGUGGCGCGGGAAGUUGCAGGCAAUUAAUUUGAAAGCACAUAUUGGUGGCUGUAAUGAAGUCGUUAGAAUCCAGUGAGAGUGAUUCCGAGGAGUUGCCAACGUUUUCCUUUCUGAAGAAGGAACCAUCUUCAACAGAGAGGAGGCAGCCUCAAAGGGCAGAGAAGAUUGUAGUGAUUGACUCCUCAGAUUCUGAGGCCUCCUGUCCUUUGUCACCAGGAUUGAAAGAUCCACCACCUGUCUCAGACACUGAUGAAACUCUCACACAAAUAAAACCAGUCGGAGUACUAAGUAGUGGAAGUGAGGGCGAAGAGGAAUUUGUUCCCCUAGCUGAGAGGCUUAAGUGUAAGUUUUUGACCUACAAGCAGUUGAACUCUGAGGACUCUAGCUCCCCAGUUAAAAGUGUUUUAAAUCAUCAAAAUAAUGAAGAAGCAUCAAGUGACUGGAAAAAACAGCCCUUUUCAAAGAUCCCUGAUGUUCCCCUCCAUGUUACCUUAGAGAGGAGUGUACUAGGUAACCAGGACCCUGUCUUAGACAAUCCACGCAUUCAGCUUCCAGCCUACCAGUUUACCCACCUUGUUCAGAACAAUAGCCUGGAAGUAACCAAAACAAAUUCUGAUGUCCCCCUGCCCCAGAAGAGAACCAAGCACAGGAAGAAUGUUCUGAGAAGAGACUUGCAGAGAUGCCAGCUGCAGGAAAAAGCAGGCCAGAAGGAAAGCAUCCCAAGACAACAGGAAAGAAAGAAGAAGGCAACGCUGGUCAACAGGCUGAAAGCCCAGAGGCCAGAGGAAUGCUUAAAGCACAUGGUUGUGGUGCUGGAUCCAGUGCUUUUACAGAUGGAAGGUGGGGGCCAGCUCCUGGGAGCUCUGCAGUCCAUGGAGUGCUGCUGUGCAAUUGAAGCACAGGCUGUGCCUUGCAGUAUCACUUGGAGGAGACGGGCAGGACUGGCUGAGGAUGAAGAGGACUGGGUGGAGGAGCAGACAGUCCUUGUGUUACUCCUGGCAGAAGCUUUUAUGUCCAUGAUCUGCAACUUUAAGCAGGGAAGUCCAGGCAGUGCCGGAAAAGGGAAGGACACACUUCAAGGUUUUGUAACUGACGUCACAGCAAGGACAGCAGGGAAAGCUGUAUCGUUGGUGAUUGUGGAUCAGGAGAAAUGCUUCAGGGCUCAGAACCCUCCAAGGAGAAGGAAACAGGGAGCGUCAAGUAAACAGGCCAAGGAGAAGCAGCAGAGACAAGAGCCCAGCACAGGGCCUGUGGUGUCCAGGGUAGAAGUGGAAGAGGCGUUGGUGGAUCUGCAGCUACAUACCGAAGCCCAGGUUCGGAUUGUGCAGAGCUGGAAAGAACUGGCUGACUUCGCCUGCACAUUCACAAAGGCCGUGGCUGAGGCACCCUUCAAGACACUCCGAGAUGAAAACAGCUUCUCCUUCUGCCUGGAGAGCGACUGGGCUGGAGGGGUGAAGGUAGACCGCACUGGCAGGGGACUGGCACUAGUCUGGAGAAGACAGAUUCAGCAGCUGAACCGAGUCAGCCUGGAAAUGGCCAGUGCUAUUGUGGAUGCCUAUCCCUCCCCAAGGCUCCUGGUAGAGGCUUAUCGGCGGUGUUUUUCGGAGCAAGAACGCCAGAAUUUGCUGGCAGACAUACAGGUGCGUCGCGGGGAAGGAGUGACAUCCACCUCCCGCCGUAUUGGGCCAGAGGUGUCUAGGCGUGUCUACCUUCAGAUGACCAGUUUGCAGCCAGAUCUCACUUUAGAUAGUGCUGACUGAUGCUAGUCCACAGGGACAAGGAUAAAAUGCUGAUUUCUACCUCCUCAACCUUAGAACCUAACUGGAAGCACCUCCUGAGGCCUAGCCAGGGGGUGGCCCAGUCUCUCCUUACUUGUCGUAUUCCCUGUGAACUCAGGGCAGAAGGCCAAGACAUUUGGUUCUGCUCUUCUCCCAGCAAAAACAGCUGUUACCCCUGCCCCAGCCAGCCCUCAAAACACA